This is a messenger RNA of Dovyalis caffra, 201 nucleotides long. NCBI's taxonomy places the organism in Eukaryota, Viridiplantae, Streptophyta, Magnoliopsida, Malpighiales, Salicaceae. The record is from the annotation of a GenBank genome assembly.
AUGAAGCUCUCACAAUCGUACAAAUCAAACGGAUCUCAAUCUUAUUCAAAGAUAUAUGUGCACAUAGGCUUUGCUGCUGGCGACGCUCUCAAUGAAGAACUUCAGGCUGUAAAACUCGGGCUUAAACGCUUGCACUUGGAGGUGGAUUCAAAGAAACAGGUGGACUCUGAUGAUUGGUUUGUUCACUUCCGAAAGACGUAG